Mercurialis annua (annual mercury) is the source of this 1869-nucleotide messenger RNA. RefSeq names its product folate-biopterin transporter 1, chloroplastic. Gene Ontology annotation, cellular component: membrane. The record is from RefSeq and is a predicted model, not a curated record. The coding region runs from base 63 to 1721 and encodes 552 amino acids. The transcript is spliced from 9 exons. Lineage: Eukaryota; Viridiplantae; Streptophyta; Magnoliopsida; Malpighiales; Euphorbiaceae.
AAGUGCCACUUCUAAAGUGUUGUUGACUUCAGAUAAAACAGAGGUUCAAUAAUUACUAUUUAAUGGCUGCAAUAAAUUUCACUUUAAUCCCCAGAUUACCCUCUCAUGACAAACAAUUUACCUUUAUCUCUUAUAUUUCUCCUUCUCUUGAUCUCCACCGCCGGAGAAAACCUUUCUCCGUCAUUUCUCGCCGGAAGAAAUCAAGACGGAAACUAGCAGAUAAAGACAUGUCAAUAGCUAUGCCGUCUCACCGGCGGGACCGAAGCGACGAGUCACGGCUUCUGAUUUCCGUGAACAGCGGUGAUGGUGAUAAAGGUGAAAUGCUAACGGCUAGUAAUGUGGAAGAAGAGAGUGGUAAAAAUAAUGGAAUGCGUAAAAAUAGGAGCAGAAUCAAAUGUUUUGGUGUUGAUUUGUCGCCGGAUAAUGUAGCGGUGGCAAUGGUGUAUUUUGUACAAGGUGUUUUAGGGCUUUCUAGGCUUGCCGUUAGUUUCUAUCUCAAAGAUGAUUUGCAUUUAGAUCCUGCUGAGACAGCCGUGAUAUCUGGUUUUUCUGCAUUACCAUGGCUUAUCAAACCUCUAUAUGGAUUUAUUAGUGAUUCUGUCCCCCUUUUUGGUUACCGAAGAAGAUCUUACUUAGUUCUUUCGGGACUUCUUGGUGCAUUUUCUUGGAGCUUAAUGGCUAUGUUAGUUGAUAGCAAGUAUAGUGCGGCUUUUUGUAUUCUUCUUGGAUCACUUUCUGUUGCCUUCUCUGAUGUUGUUGUCGAUUCCAUGGUAGUAGAGAGAGCACGUGGUGAGUCACAAAGCAUGUCAGGAUCUCUUCAGUCUUUAUGUUGGGGUUCUUCAGCUUUUGGUGGAAUUGUUAGCUCUUACUUUAGUGGCUCUCUUGUGGAUGCUUAUGGUGUAAGGUUUGUUUUUGGUGUGACAGCAUUGCUACCACUGCUAACUUCUGCAGUUGCUGUUCUUGUGAAAGAACAGCGUGUUCUUGGUUCAGCAAGAGGACAGAAUGUUACUUCAACUGGCCCUGGCUUUCUGGAAAGUUCAAAGCAAAAUAUUAUUCAGUUGUGGGAUGCAGUCAAGCAGCCAAACGUAUUUUUUCCCACAUUAUUUAUCUUCCUGUGGCAGGCAACACCACAUUCAGACUCUGCUAUGUUUUACUUCACCACAAAUAAACUUGGUUUCACCCCAGAAUUUCUAGGACGUGUCAAGCUAGUUACAUCUGUCGCGUCAUUGGCUGGGGUUGGACUGUAUAAUGGCUUUCUGAAAAAAGUUCCGCUGAGGAAGAUUUUUGUUUUCACUACCAUUACUGGUACAGCUCUUGGGAUGACUCAGGUUUUUCUUGUUACUGGACUAAAUCGAAAAUUCGGUAUAAGUGAUGAGUGGUUUGCGAUUGGGGAUUCUUUGAUUCUAACAGUUCUUGCUCAGGCUUCAUUCAUGCCAGUUCUGGUAUUAGCAGCGAAAUUAUGUCCGGAAGGAAUGGAAGCAACACUUUUUGCAACACUCAUGUCGAUAUCAAACGGAGGAAGUGUUGUCGGAGGGCUGAUCGGUGCCGGUCUAACCCAACUUUUUGGGAUCACAAAGGAUAGCUUUGACAACUUAGCCACAUUGAUCAUUCUCUGCAAUCUGAGCUCCUUGUUGCCCUUACCACUGUUAGGGCUUCUUCCUUCAGAUGGUUGUGAUCCAGUAAUGGAGGAGGGUGGGGACAUUGAGAUGAAGUCUAGUUGAUGAAAUAUAGGAUGCUCAAGAAGAUCCCAAUAUUUCACAUGCAUUUUUUUAUUUUGUUCCACUUUUAGCCUUUGAAUUUGAUAAAAAGAGAUGAUUAGAAUGCUGUAAAUAAUUUUUUUGAUUUAAAUAAUAACUAUCUAACUUGUGA